Ascoidea rubescens DSM 1968 is the source of this 819-nucleotide messenger RNA. It is a transcript of the gene RTN1, whose product is annotated as Rtn1p. The transcript has a single exon. Bases 1 to 819 code for a protein of 272 amino acids. Lineage: Eukaryota; Fungi; Ascomycota; Saccharomycetes; Ascoideales; Ascoideaceae. The record is from RefSeq and is a predicted model, not a curated record.
AUGUCUGUUCCUCAAGUAAAAAUUCCUUCAGCUCCUGCUAGCUCAACUGGUGAUGGUUGUCCAUCUAAAAUAUUAAAAUGGGAAAACCCUCAAAAGACUGGUAAAAUCUUUGGUUUGACCAUUUUUUCCCUCUUAGCUGUCAAAUAUUUAAAUCUAUUAAAUAUUUUCUUCCAUUUUGCUUUUAUUUCUUUAUUUGUCUCUGCUGCCGCUGAAUAUCUAGGUAAAUUAAUCACUGGUACUGGUUUUGUUACUCAUUUUAGACCUGCCUACUCAAAUAAAUUUACAAACAUCUCCUCAAAGGUUUUGCCUCAUGUAACUUUACUAAUCAAUUUAAUUGAAUCUGAAAGCCAAAAACUAUUCUAUUCUGCUGACGUUGAAAAGACCCUUAAAGCUGCUGGUGUUUCUUACUUGUUGUACAAAAUUACAAGCUGGUUUUCCUUAUACACUUUGGUCUUUACCUCUGUUAUUGGCGCUUUUUCAGUUCCUGCUAUUUACUCAAGAUACCAAAAUGAAAUCGACCAAGGUAUUGUUCAAUACACAAAAAUAGCAAAACAAAGAGCAAUUGACCUUCAAACUGCUGCUUCAACCAAAUCAAAGCCUUUAUUAGCUAAAGCAACCCAAAGUUUUGCCCCUCUCACCGGCUUUUUAAACAAAAACUUGCCAACAAGAACCGCUGGCUCAACUGUUAAAUCCCCAGUUAACCCUGCUAGCUUUCCAGCUGCUCCAAAAGUCUCCCCGGAUCAAAAACCACUCCCUGUUGAGAGACAUGAAGAAACUGCCCCUCUUCUUUCAAACCCAGCUCCAGCUCCAGCUUUUUAA